CUGGCUACUGGAGCGGAGGGAGUUUCGAAAUAUUUCAUGAUUAGCUGCGGUAAAACAUGUAAUACUGUAGUUAUAUUAACAUUUACACGACCAAAAAAUGUGAGCCCUUCAACAUUUGACUAUAACCAAUGUAGUGUGAGUGCUCAGUGAGAUCCUGCAAACCCUCCCAAAACCAAGAGUAGGCACCGAUGCUGUCUUUUAAACAUGGAGCUAAAGCUGGAGGUUGUUUUGUCAUCCAGCAUCAAACGGAAGAAACCAUGGCCGCGAUUCUGUUGGCUUGGCAAGGAGAAGGAGUCUGUGUUCCUGUUAGAUGACAAACGGAUCAGUGAGAUCAACAUGGUGUCUGGACGCACCAAGAAGAGGACUCCUAAACUCCAUCCUUUGCUCAACAGUGUGGUGACAAUGGCUUCAUCCCACAAUGGUAUGUGGCUAUGUGGACUUCUGGUGUCAGGAGAGCUGUUUCUGUGGAACAGGGAUAAAGACUUGUUGAAGACUGCUGCAGCGGUCCCAGAAGUAGCUCAGAUGACCAAUGCUGUUCAAGGGAAUGCCACAAGACUGUCACUCCAAGUUUCAGGGGAUGGAAAGCGUGUACUGGUGGUAGCCAUAACAGGGCAAGUGUUCCUGUGGGAGUGUAUGGAUGUCAGGGAUUUGACGGGGGUACGAGAUGGCACGGUCAAGGGACACUGGGCACAUAUACAACCCCUUGAAGACUCCAUUCUGCCUUCCUCGCAAGACAAAGAAGCAUCCCAACACACCAUCUUCAUCAAGACAGAGGUUAUGGGUGAUGCCUGCUUAUCAGCCUUUGUUUUCACAUCUGGGAAGAAGCUAGUUCUCACCUGCCUGAAAAUUCAAUGGGAAGAAGGCCACAUGAGAGCGGGCUCUGUGGGAUACAGCAUACAGUGGGCCACCAAGACAUACCCCAUGUCUCGUCUCACCCCGCCCUGCCAACCAGUGAAGUCCAGAGGGGCCUUGGUGCCAGCUUUCUCCCCAGAUGGCCGACUGUUAGCCAUAGUCCUGAACCAGAGACAGCCAAAGGCCACACAGGUCCUCUUUGUGAGCACACAGAAUUUUGUCUCAAUAUCAAGUGGCCUUGGAGGAUGUGGAAGCAAGAAAAUGGACAUCCCCUCUAAAUACAUAAGGUCCUACUGGGUGGGCAGUGUGAGCUGGUCACCAGGCGGUCUGUUCCUGGCCUGUGUUCUUAAGAGAGGCUCCCUUCUUAUCUUGGCUCGCCUUGGGAGGCUCCUCACUCUAACAAGCUGUGGUUGCAGUGUUGACUUUGGGCCUGCACACUUCCUACCCCUGCACCCUCUCGUCACUUACCGGGCACCAAUGUCUGCAGGGAAAGCAGAUCCCUCUCUGUCCAGCUCUAGCUUGUCUGUGCGGGAUGUCCUGAGACAGCGGUAUUCCGUGACCUGGCAUCCACGGCUAAUGUACCUCAUUGUGUCUGAUGGCUACAUGGCCACAGUUAUGAGGGUGCAAGAUAGGCCUUCUCCUGCCCUGUUGCUGAAAACACUUCUAAAGGACGCAAGCAAGGACCUUGAGAAGGCCAGUCGGAUACUGGAUAAAUCACAGAUACAUGCGAGGGCAUGGUUGGAGUCCUUGUCUUGCCUGAAUCUUGACAGCAUCCUUGUCACAUGUGGGCCCAACACCGCAGACUCUGUCAUUUCAGCAGCUACAGAUGGAUCCACUUUGCCACCUUUCCUGCAGGAUCAGGGGACAUUGGGUGGUACCAAGGAGCUUCUUGAAAAAGUACAGACUUUCUUUGAGGAUGACUCAGAUGUAGACGGACCUCCUGCUGGUUCUCACAUGGAGGAUGGCGGACGUCUAGAGUUUGCCUCAAUGUUUGACACGCUCCACGCCCUGGACACAAGGACCGACACUAGCCCAGAUUUUGAUAGGGACUUUUGUGAUACAGAGAGGAAGACACCUCGUCUUUAUCGUGAACUUGGAAAAAUCCAGACUAAGCUGUUAACAGCUUGGGCGUUUGGCAUGUCUCUCGGAAACGCUGUGGAAAACAGAACUCGUCUGCUACAGCACACCCUCUACUGUGUGGUGCGACUUGCUGCUCUACUCCAUCUGAUCCCCAGCUCCGAGAACACAGGGAAGACAAAUAUCUCGGUUUCUCCUUGCCUGCUGCACCUUCUUAAAGCCCUUCUGUCUUUUCUUCCCUUGGAUAGCAAUCACUCAGAUGGGCCAUGUUGCCUGGGGCUGGUGGUGGAGCUCAGUAAACGGCUGAUUCGCCUCCUGCUGACCCCUCACCCUGAGUCCCACCAGACUGGUCACUGUCAGUUAUCUUCUCAUAGUCUUUCGUCCGUCUUGCAUGUCUUGGAGCUGGUCUCUGAUUGUCUUGAUCACACCUACAGCCUGCAGCAAAAAACUGUCUGGUCCUCUGCAGAGAAGGAGUCACAUCUCUGGUCUUCCGAUGCACACUGUGUGCCUCUGUUACAGCAUGAGAAGGAACAGAAGUCCAGUUUUGUACGUCAGGCACAAUCUGUUCCCCAGCGACCGUCUAGCAGAUUGUUUGGAGUGUGGCAGUGGGUUUACAAGAUCACCCUGCAGUAUAUGGAGGAACUGAAAAGCUUUCAAGGCUGUGAUGGCUGGGAGGAGGAACAGCAGCAGUUGUCCGUCAUCAUGUCCCAGAUCCAAACAGCUUUGCAGGCUACAGGAGAAAGGCUAGAGGAGGGUCCUGCACUGCUGAGUUACCCAGGUGAACACCUUUUCCUGUUUGGCUCGUACCCUAAAAGUGCUGAUACAUGGCGGUCACAAAUUUGUGAGGAGAGUAACAAAAGCUCUGAUCGUGCCGUUUUCAAGGAGACACGGCUUUGUCUGGCACUCCUAUACAGUCUGUUAUCCCAGUACAGUCUGAGAGAAGCUCAGGAGUUAGGGGACCACAUGGCCCGUCUCAUCCUGCACAGGGCCGGACACCAGAAAGACAACAUGACAGCAGACUCUCUUCCCUGCCCGUGGCUGCCGAUGGACCUUCACAGUGACACAGCUUGUGCUGUGGUUCAGACCCUGGGGAGAUUCAUGGCCUCUUACUUUACCAACCAACCCCUCUACAUCCUGCCCCCUCACCAUGUUACCGUCUUGCCUCCACUACAUCUACCUCAUGCCCCCAGUGUUGGGCGCUUGGUGCCACUGUGUCAGGAGGAGGUGGCUAGGGCAGUGCGACAGCAGCAGCUGUCAGAAGUAUGGACAGUGGACUACGCCCAGGACCUGCUCCUGCUCGGGGGUCUGCUUCCUGAGACUGUGUGGUUGGCUUAUCAUCUUGGGGACUGGAAGACAGCAGCCUCUCUGAGCUUGGCGUAUACAAAUUACUGCGCCGACCACUUCGACUUCACUCAGCUCAGGAGGAGAGAGCUCCACCUCCCAACAGCUUUAGAACCAGACAGCAUUUUUCAGGCUGAGUUGGAGUGUCUUCUUGGCAAUAAGUCUGACUCCCAAGAGCACAGAGAUGAAGAUGGUGACAAGAGCUUUACAGACCCUUUGGAAGGAGAAGACUGGGAUUUGUUACAGGUUUCCAUACAGGAGAUUCUGAAGGCUUCAGUCAUGGCUGGAGUGAAUGUUAUGUCAUCACCCUUGUCUUCCUUGCUGGACACAGCCAAAGACCUGUGUUCUUGUCUGCCUGCCUUGGUGCCCAAUGGACUGUAUCUGCCCUCGCCACCUCUUUAUUGCCCUCAGCCUUCCCCCAACACACAGGACCCAGUAGGGACAAUGGGGCAGUUUGCAGAGGUUGCAUCACGUCACAAAGUGUCUGGAGUUCUUCAGAGAUUACUGUUACUUCUGAGAUCUGCACAUUGUUGCCAUCCUGCUGCUCAGUGGUACAUCAGUAAUCUGCGUCGUGCCAGACACGUACUAUACAAGAUCAAGAAGAAGUACUCCUAUCCAUCAGCCACUGAAGAAGAAAAGGCUUUCCCAGAGGGCCUGAUGAAGUUCGUCACCCGCAGCGGAUUCUUCAGACGGGGGCCUAACAAAGACGGUCACCUGGACCCUGACACCAUUCAAACUAUAAUCUGUUUCAGGGAGCUGUGUGGUUUAUGCUGGAUGCUUCAUGUCAGGGACCAGCUCUCCAUUUCCUGCAGGAAGUAUCAGGCAGCCAGACAGCAUGGUGGAGAUGAGCAGAUCCCUGGUGGUUCAGAAGUGAGAGCUACCUGUGUUGAUGCUCUCCGCUGGGCCUGUCGCUUCCUGCCUUUCUCUUGCUUUCUCAACGCUGAGGAGAUCCUCCAGGACAUACUGCUCAGCCUUGUGUCUGAACUUCCUCCCCUCUCUCUGGUGGCAGAUGCAUUGGUACGUGCCUUCCCAGAGGAGGAAGAGUCUGUAAGAGUCGCUCUGAGAGAAAAGUAUAACUCACUGCUGCAGAGACUGAGGCGAUGCAAUGUCCUUGAGGGCGAAAAAGAGGAGGUGAACGAGUUGAUGAUGAUCGUCAUUCAAGACAAAUUCAGGCAGAGGAGAAAACAUCUUGGGCGUUUGACGAGGCAUCUGGCACCCCCUGAACUCCAUUUGUGGGAGAAGGAGGAGGAACAGGAAGACAGGGGAAGCAAACACGGGAUGGCUGUGUGGAAGCAAUUCUCACUGGGUACAAGUCUGAGCACCAGCACCUUAACUGACUUUGGGUUCCCCCCAGUUUACAGCGAUGGAGACACAGUGGAUAAUACAUCUGAGGCCGUCUCUCCUGAAAUGCACAGCAGAGCCACAACAAGCAGGGGCAAAAAAGCAAAAACAGCAAGAGACAGAGAACAUGCGAAGAAGACUGCUGUUAAGAUUGAAAGUGUCAUCAAGGAGGAGAGUCACCCAGACGACGCCGAGGAGAAUGAGCAGCCCUCCUUACCAGUGGUUGGCACCUGGGAGUUUGAGCUGGAAGAUGAUGAGUAUCUAAAUUUCCUGGAGCUCUUCCUCAGCUAUGUGCUAGAGAAGGACAGUGCAGAUGGAGGGGAUUCAGGCAAUGAACUUCCUCUGUUGAGGGGCUUCUCCUGCCAGCUGAGAGAGAGAGAGUUGCAUUCUCUCACCUUUGAUGUGCUCACAACCAUUCAUCGCCGCCAAAGAGAUGCGCACCAUCCAGCCAGAAAACACGUGGGCAAUGAUCCUCCAGUGUUCAGAGCCGGCUACUGCUACAAGCCUGUCAAACAAGGUGCAGCAACUGAUAUGCAAACGUCCUCCAUCUGGAGUGAAGCACCCAUAUCCAGAGCUAGCCUCUCUGUCAGUUCUCUUCCUGGGCUAAGCACAGGCAGGCAUAAAGGUUUGUUUGGGCUCCGACAGCAAAGCAGUGUGCAUUCAGGCCAAAGACUGAAGGGGGGACACUAUGGAUCUGAUACUAGUCCUAUUCGAAGUGCCAUUACCACAGGGCAGCAAUCAGAGAGCUUGAAACUUGGCUCCUCAACUUCUGUUGAAGCCGUGAUUGAACUUCAGCAGGGCCUAGACCCUAAACUAGAGGCUCAGUUUCCAAAACUUGGCAGGCUGCUGGAGUGGAUGGUCCGCUGGGCUGAUAGGAGGGUGCUGCUAGGACAUCAUGGCAAAAAGAAGAAAGAGAAGGGAGGAGGAGUUGGAGGCACAGCUGAUGAAGGAGUGGUGAUCCGUGUCAAAGCCUCUGCGCCUGCUGUCCUCACUUCCCUCAGCUUGCUGAAGCGUAAGUACACUGCUCUCCUCAGGACAGACCGCUACAGUGCUCACAUCCAAGUUCCAGAAACACAGUGGACUGUAGCUCCCAUGCUGCGCCCUGAGGUGGAUAGGAAACUGGAGAGAGAGAGCAGUGUCGAUACAGGCUACCCUGGAUCAGCCAACACUCCCAUCAUUGGUCUUGAUCAGAAUCUACAACAAGAACUGUCCAUUGGUUCUUCUACAGAUGAACCAGAGGAACUGACAUUUCACAGGACACCUCUCCCUAACGACCAGGAUCAGCUGACCUUUGAUGCUCAGCAGAGACAGUCCAGUUCACAACAACCAUCUCUUGAUGACUUGGAUGUUACACCUGAAAAAGAAGGCAAAAGUAGUGAGAGUGAUGGCUUGGAAGUGUCGUCCUCUGUUUCCAAUGGGAACAUCUCUGGAAACAUCUGCACACCUGAAACGAGUUUAAAGCUCGCAGACCUGGACCUCUCAGAAAGUGCUGAAGACGUGUCCAGUUCCAGCUCUCUCCACAGUGAUUCUAAAAGCCUACAAGCCCCCCUGCACUCAGAGCCCCAAGCUCUUCCUACUGUACAGCCUGAGGCACAGGUCCAUGCGGAGCCUUCUGGUUCCACUGGAGUGCUGCUCCCCGACACACCUGUGGAUCCUCCAAGUGCUCAGCCACAAAGCUCCACAUCUGGUGCCCCCCCUGCGGAUUCCACAGCCCCUAAUCAGCCAUUAUCUGCUCAGACUCCACUAGUGCAACAGCGUCUGGGUGAAGACUUAUUCAGAUUGGUUCAGAAUAUCAACUACAUGAGCCUGAUGGAGGUUUUGGGAGCUUCAUUUUCUAACCUUCAACUUGCCCAGCAGAGCUCUUCCAUGGCUCAGUCUAACAUCAGCACCUCACAACCUCAUGUGCCAUCAUCUUACGUGACUAAUUUCAUCCCUCAACCAAAUGCCAACAUGCCAGUGCUAUCUCAGACACAAGCAUUCGUGCCAAGUUCAAGAUCCAACAACCUUCAGCCCCAUCAGGUCCCUGCGUGUAUGUUUACAGACCAGACCGCCAUCCAGAGCUCAGGGAAAACCUCCCCAACAGGUGUCCAGCAUCACACCACGUCCACUGCUAAUAGUGCAGGUGAAAUGCAGCCACUUUCUGUCCAGGCGGUGUCACCAGAAAUCCAGUUUAUGGAGAGCAGGAGGUUGAUCCCACCUUCACAGGGGCUUCUGGCCACUACUGACACCAGCCACGCUAUUCACAGUGCCCCCGUAUUACUGCCCUCUAAUGACAGCAUACAAAGGGACUCUGCUCCCCAGGUCUUCGGCUUGAAGUUACUUCAGCUCCGCCGUCCUCCAUUGCCCCAGCAGAGUGCGCCACACCAUCCCCAAGGCCCCCAGGUGCUUCAAAAGACAAACCCUGCAACUGUGGAAUCCCAUCAGUAUAAGCUAAAACACAACCAAACUGUCUCAGUGCUAAAAAGACAACUCAGUUUUAAUACAACUCCGAUGAACUCUCAACCCAAGAGUCAGAUUUCAGACAGGUCCGGGGGGCGAAGCUUCACCCUACUUCCUCCUGCUCAUACACCUGCACCAAUGGAGGGCCUUCGUCUGCUGCGCUUCGAGCCUGCUCCACAAAGCAACACCACGUUCCCCAAACUACCCAUAGCACCUUCCUUCAGGCCCUCUUCUGUCAUUGCAGCUCCGAGGGGAGAAGCACCUAUGAUCAAGCUUCUGCAUAUAGAACCUGGACCACAAAUGAUGUUACCCGAGGCAGCUCCUUCAAGCCAAAUGGCCCGUCUCAUGUCCAUGGAGGAGUUGACAAGUUCAGUGAUGGGGAGGCAGAAUACUGAAGAGGCUCGACUGCGGCUGCUCAGAGUGGACCCACCUAUUGAAAGCACUAGAAGAGCUACCACUCCCCCCACCUUAAACUCCAGCAAGAGACGGAAGAGGAGAGAGGAGAAGGCAGAGAGGGGAAGAAAAGCAGAGGUCACAUUCAGACCAGAUGAGUCUAUUAUCCCUACACAAGAGCCAACAAAUGAGCCUGUAAACGAGGAACCUGCAGCUGCAGAGGAGAUCACCCCUGAGCAGGAUGUUCCCAAUUUUGCUCAAUUUGGGUCCUUUGAUUCUCUGCUGACUGGUCAGAGAUUAUUGGACAGGGCCGUGUCCACGUCAGCUGAGCUCCAUGCCUUUGCUUCCACACAUAAAAGACCCCCAGAGUGCCAAGAUGCUUUCACUAACACAGACCCAGCUUGUCCUCCCGCACUCGUGGAUAAAGCUGUGUCUGCCUCCGUGCCUGCUAGUAGCCCUAAAUCACAAAGCUCAGAGAAUCUGCAGUUUUUCAAAGAGCGCCUUGUUCAAGACAAAGAGGAAACGCCACAGGGGCCGGGGCAGAAUCUGGGUCCUGGUGGCCGCCAGUUCAUAAGUGUCUUGGAUCUAGAAGACAAAGCCCUGCAUCAGGACUUGCCUCACUGUCUGAGCCCAGAAGCACAAGAUGUACCUCCCCUUCGCCAUCCUUCACCUACCUCUGCUCAGCUUCAUGUACUUGCGACGUCAGUUAUCAGGAGUGCUUCUGCUGCUGCUGAUCCACAACCAGCAGUCACAGUUCCAGGGGACUUCCACUGGAGACCACACACAGAUAUCCCAGAGGAGCCAGCCAGCCACAUUCAGCCUAACAGGGAUCCACAGAGAAUCACUACACAAGAUGUGGUAGAUGAACCUGACUCUGAAAUCUGUCAAGCCAUAAAAACCCAGAGCACUCAACCUCACAGUGCCUCAUCCACACCGCCUACAGUUUGGUUCUCCUCCCGCCUUUCAGAGCUGGACGCUCAGCUGACUGCUCUACAGAACAUUGCAGACUAUCUGGAAAUGGACUUUACCAACUCCAGGAUGCUGGUGAACACUAUUGAAAAGCUGACACCAGUCUUGGCUCCUGAUGUGAGGAAAAAAACUGUCAGACUGUCUGUUCCACAGGAAGCAUGGUUACCACAACUGAACCCUUCAGCUCACCUGGAUACCUGUGAGGAGGAGGAGGAGGAGGAGGAGGAAAAUCAGGAAGAAGAAUAUGAGGUUCAUAACGACUCCUGGGCUCACGAAAGGAGGCCUGGUCACCAUGCUAUUCCUUCCUACCUUCACACUCCUCAGAAAAUGAAAGAUCAGCUGAUUGAAGCAUCUGGAAUAUCUCCUGAACGUGCAGAUGAGAAUCUGUGUCAGACUGGGUUAUCCGAUACAGCCGAAAUCCUAGACGAGUUGGUGAGGGAAGGCUAUUUAUCCCCGACUGACCUGGAUUUGUCCAAUUCACAGACUGCACCACAUAGCAGCAGGCUGGAGCAGCAGCAGAGUAGCUGGAUGUCGCAGAAACGUGCUCCUCCAGAGGAGGAGAGGAGAGAGCUGAGGAUCUGGAUGAGAAGGAAACAGAGGGAAAGACUGGCUGUUUAUCAGAAACACAGAGAGAGCCUGAGGGAGAGGGAACACAAACCUUUUUCUACCUCUGGAAAAGUGAAACCAACAACCAAGAAUCGAGCAACCAUUUGGAGAACCAGGGAGGAAAAAGAAAAGUUCAUGCUUCUGGAGCAAUACAACCAGAGGACCCGUGAGGCCUGUUCUUUGGCCAGUGAGUUUCUCACCAAUCCUCCAACCCUGCUCAUUUCUUCAAAGACUGAAGUUUCACCUGCACUCUUAACUACACGACCCAACUCUGCUCCACCCUCUGGCAGCACUCACAGUGUAUCUGCUAAUGAUAAAAGAAGUCUUAAGUCAGGACAAGCUCAACCUCACCUUCGUCCAUGGACUGCUGAGACACAGGGACUGCUUUCAGAGGAUUACCGCAGGAGACUGGGACUACAUAGACCAGUUACGUCUCUGCCAAGGGACCGACUGUCUCAGCUUACCAGACGUGGCAUGCUCACACACACAAAGAGCCACACUAAACAGCAAACAGCCAGCCAGAGUGAGGAAAGGCGUGUCGGACACCAGAGAAAGACAGGGCCGAACAGAGGUCUUUCACCAGGGACUACUGCAGGGAGAGGGAUCCUGAGGGACCAGACAAGGAUGGAAGAGAGGGAAGAGGGGAACCUUUGGGAGCCCACCUCGGAAUUGAAUAGGCUGCUGGGCCCAGAGGAGUCAGAGUCGAACAUAGUUUUGGCUGGACUGCUGAAUGAGCAAGAUGAUGGUGCCACAGCUGGUGUGUCAGCGAUGGACUGGCUGGACAAUCUUUCCGACACCGCCAGCAGCAACCUCAGUAAAAUAGACUGGGCGGCUAUCGAGAGGAUGGUGGCUGCAGAGGACGACUGAGCUGAGCCUCUCAAGGAAAGGAAGAACAGUGCUACGUUGUCACUUAAGUGGAUGUUAUAUUACUGAGAAAAACGCUUCUUAUAUUUUAUGUGCCUAUAAAUGUAUUGUAAUUAUAAUACACUGAAGCAUUUUUAGUGCUUAGAAUCUAGACAUGUUUAUUGAAUUUGAUAUGGUCAGUGAUGGCAUUAAAUAUGUAAGGACAGAUUUUUUUAUUGGUAAAGUAGGCCUACAAUAAAUUACAUGUGAUGUAAUCACUUUAUAUUUAAUUUGUAAAACAAUAUCUGUUGCACUGACAUCAGCAAUGAUGUCCUCUUGGAAUUUAGGUUUAGCCAUUUGUGCAUAAAGUUUUCUACAUUUGUAAUUUAUUUUUGUACAGAUUUGACAGUUCCAACUAUUAAAUAUGUGGAUCUAAGCGUU
This is a messenger RNA of Epinephelus lanceolatus (giant grouper), 10302 nucleotides long. RefSeq names its product ciliogenesis and planar polarity effector 1 (gene cplane1). Lineage: Eukaryota; Metazoa; Chordata; Actinopteri; Perciformes; Serranidae. The record is from RefSeq and is a predicted model, not a curated record. Gene Ontology annotation, cellular component: ciliary transition zone. Gene Ontology annotation, molecular function: protein binding. Gene Ontology annotation, biological process: cilium assembly.